AGCCAAGGCAGCUACCCAAAAGCCCCCCUGCCCCGGUCUCUCGCCCGCUCCACUAAACUAAACUUCCUAAAGGUACACUCUUAUUUACCGCAAUAUCAAGAAGUAGAAACUGUGAAUCUCGCUAAUCUUCUCAGCAGCAGAGAGCUACCUGAACUCGCUAUCGCCGAUUGCUGGACGGAACCUAACGCCAUGCAGCCGGGAGAGACCAUUUCGCGGUCUCCUCUUGACAAACCCAUUCACCAACUCACUGAAGAUGACAUUUCUCAGCUCACUCGCGAAGAUUGCCGGAGAUACCUAAAAGAAAAAGGCAUGAGACGGCCUUCGUGGAACAAAUCGCAGGCAGUCCAGCAGGUGAUCUCUCUCAAAACGCUUCUCGAAGCGACACCGGAUACUCGGAGAAAGCUCUACAUUCCCCGUCCAGAUAACCCUCAUCGUGCCCCUGCAAAUUCCUCUGUUUCAGUGAAGGAAACGAGCCCCGAUAAACAGAUCUCCGCAUCGCCUGAGGAACCUGUUCCGUUUCCACGACAUGAUCCCACAAAGCAUGAUUCUCAUGUAGAUCUCCCGGCCCGUCUCGUUGCCACCGAUAAUGACUCGGUUUCCCCGAGGAUUAAGACCACAGCAAAUGAGCCUGUAGGACAGAUGACAAUUUUUUAUUGUGGGAAGGUUAACAUUUAUGAUGAUGUACCAAGAGACAAGGCACAAGCAAUAAUGCAGCUUGCUGCAUAUCCACUCUCAUUUUCUCUGGAAACUUCGUCUGAUACAGUUCCAGCAUUAUGGCCCAUUCCAAGCCGACUGGAAAGUCCAGGUGUCAAAGCAGCGCCUAUUUCGCCUAUGUUGAUCUUUCCUGCCCUGCAGACAGGUAAAGUGGCCGAUAAUUGUGAGCUGCCCAGGGAAGAGAGCAACAUGUCACAUGAAGACAGCCUAGAAGGCCCAGCAAGUAGAAAAGCAUCAGUACAGAGAUAUCUUGAAAAGCGAAAAGACAGGUUCAAGAACAAGAGAAAGGUGGCAAUGCCUUCAUCUGCUAGCUCGGACAUGAACUUCAAUUAUCGAGAAGGAGAUCAAUUCUCAAAUGAUCAAUGGAACCUUAGUGGUGCAUUCUCUUCUCCUCAACCCAGACCACCUCAAAUGCCAACACAAUGCAGCUCGGUUGAGAAUACAGCAAAACAUUCCUAUCUCCCUGCUGAUCUCAAUGGCAGAGAUAUACAAGAAUGUUGAAUAUGGAGAGGAUGAUUCUGUUAUGUAAGAUACUCUAUCACUAUGAGCAAGGACUUGCGUGUUCCACUUGACCAUUUCUACUUUCUGAUGUCACGUAAGAAGGCUAUAGGGAGUAGCUUCUUUGGAAGAGUUUGUGCUAGGAAGAUAAAGUGUAUUGUAGAGGUUUCCGUAGUCAAGCAGAAAACAAAUUCUAAGUUCAGAUUUAUCUAAAUUUAUUCACCCUA
Messenger RNA from Manihot esculenta (cassava), 1439 nucleotides. Its product is annotated as protein TIFY 4B. Bases 190 to 1215 code for a protein of 341 amino acids. NCBI's taxonomy places the organism in Eukaryota, Viridiplantae, Streptophyta, Magnoliopsida, Malpighiales, Euphorbiaceae. The transcript is spliced from 9 exons. The record is from RefSeq and is a predicted model, not a curated record. Gene Ontology annotation, biological process: regulation of defense response; response to wounding; regulation of jasmonic acid mediated signaling pathway. Gene Ontology annotation, cellular component: nucleus.